GUAUAUACUAACGAAACCAAUGUCGGCUGACUGGUGGCGGCGGCUGCCAGAGCUCGUGAUCCGGCUCGAGGAAAUCUUGUUUAGGAAACACCGAAACAAGACGGAGUACUUCAAUAUGGCGAAGGGGUCAAUUCAGCCGUACUUGCACUUUGCUCUCCGGGCAUUGAAUGCUCAUCAGAACCAAAAACAGCAACAAAGACAGCAAUCGUCAGUACAGACAGCAUCUUCCCCUGGCUGUAUCACCCAAGGUGCAAGUGGAACUUCUGGAAUGUCUUAUGUAACAUACAACAUGGAUCUUUCAUCUUCAGCAGGCUUGGUUCCACAGAAUGCCACCAUGGGUACCUCGCUGCCAGGGGGAGCUCCUGAUAACCAUGUGAACACAAUGCUGACUCUCGGGAUAAACCCUACACAACAUGAUUGUUCUACAGAGUCCAACAACAACAAUGACAAGCUCGUAAGAACUCUAUGCUAUGUUUUACACAUACCAAAUGUGGUAGUUAAUGUUAGCCUAAACAUUUAUUUAACACUGCAGGCCAAGGUGGCGGAGGCACACGCGGCGCCUCUUAUAAAGGAUCUCCCAAGGGAACCGAAAUUCAGCUGCCCAGUCUGCAUGAACGAGCUGGUCGAUGCGUCAUCAACUAUCUGCGGCCACAUCUUCUGCCAGAAGUGCAUCGAGGCCUCCAUCAAGGCACAGAAGAAGUGCCCUACCUGUCGUAGGAAGCUGACCAUGAGAAGUUUCCACCGCGUCUACCUCCCGAUGAUGGACUGAACUGAUCCUGGCAUUCUGGGUG
This is a messenger RNA of Hordeum vulgare subsp. vulgare (domesticated barley), 791 nucleotides long. Its product is annotated as E3 ubiquitin-protein ligase RNF220-like. The transcript is spliced from 3 exons. The coding region runs from base 20 to 769 and encodes 249 amino acids. The record is from RefSeq and is a predicted model, not a curated record. Lineage: Eukaryota; Viridiplantae; Streptophyta; Magnoliopsida; Poales; Poaceae.